Messenger RNA from Magallana angulata, 3617 nucleotides. Its product is annotated as integrin beta-6-like. Gene Ontology annotation, molecular function: integrin binding. The record is from RefSeq and is a predicted model, not a curated record. Gene Ontology annotation, biological process: cell migration; cell adhesion mediated by integrin; integrin-mediated signaling pathway. Gene Ontology annotation, cellular component: cell surface; integrin complex; focal adhesion. Lineage: Eukaryota; Metazoa; Mollusca; Bivalvia; Ostreida; Ostreidae. The transcript is spliced from 24 exons. The coding region runs from base 260 to 2938 and encodes 892 amino acids.
ACUAUCAUAUAUUGAUAUGGAAUAUUGUUGUUUAAAUACGUCGUAGUAAAACACCCAGUUCUUCAAGAAAGUAUUAAUAUUUUGUUUUUUCCAACACAACUCUCAUGUAAAAGUGCCGCAUAAGAGAGCUUUUGAACUCAUUUCCUUAGGGAAAUUUUUCUUUGCAAAGCAAACAUGAGAACUUAAUUACUUUCCAUACCUUUUUGUUUAGUAUUCCUAUCAUGACAGGUGAUUAAAGCAACAAACACUUAAAAAUACAAUGUUCUAUGUGUGGAUUUUCAUAGUUGUCUUUUCAGUUCACUCUGUCAGAGGUAGAGAAUGUUCUGGGUCAAGGUGUGGAGAUUGUUUGGUCAACGAAGGAUGCACGUGGUGCAAAGACAAGGAAUUUGCCUUCCAACGUUGUGGUGCUCUUUUGACGAUACUAAAAGAUGGAUGUACAGAAAUUGUAAAAAGAAAAGCUCACACAGUUGAUAUAUUAGAGAAUAACGACUUUUCUGACGGAGGAGAUCUGGGGCAAAAUGCAGUUCAAUUAAAACCACAGAGAAUAAAAAUUAAACUAAUUCCAAACAAUGCACUGGCCUAUGUGAUGAUACACUACAAAAUUGCCAGGAACUUCCCUCUGGAUAUUUACUUUCUUAUCGACCCAUCUAUGAACAAUUUAAUUGCUAGUCUUUUUGAACUGACAAGCGAUAUAGCAAAAGAAAUCUCUGGUCUGACAACCGAUUUCCGGUUUGGAUUCGGAACAGCAAAGGACAAAGUUACCUCGUGCAAAAACCCUAAAUAUUCUCAAAAGUCUUGUGAAAAACCGCCCACAAAAUGCAUCACACCUGAUUCCUUUCUACACCGACAACCUCUUAUAUCCGAUGUAUCUGCUUUUAAGAAUGCAUUGAAUUGGACUGUCAACCAGGAAUGUGGAGAUAAUGCAUUGAAGCAAACGGAAGACUUGGAUACAGUAGGUGGUUUGUUUAAUGGAUUGGUGCAGGUAAUGGCAUGUGGGGAUAGAAUAGGCUGGAGAAAGAAAGCGAGAAGGAUGAUUAUCUACGCUACAGACAGUAACUACCAUCAGGCGGGAGACGGUCGAAUUGCAGGAAUUUUGGAGCCAAACGAUGGUCUGUGUCACCUGGAUGUUAACGGCAGGUAUAUCAAAUCAGAGAUGCAGGAUUACCCAUCUGUCGGUCAACUCAUUAUGAAAGCCCGAGAAAACAACAUGAACGUCAUAUUUGUGUUUGGAGGAGUUAACAACACCAAUAUAAGGCAAGGAUACUACGAUGGCCUGGCAAGACAUUUUCCUGGAAGAAUCGGAAACGCAUUUCCUUUGGGUUUUGAUUCCAAUGAUAUACUGAGUAUCAUUCGUGAUAGUUAUCGGACACUGCAUAGAACAGUAAAACUUUCCACAAGCAGAGGACCAGACGAACUAAAUCUAGGCAUUUACACAAACUGCAGAACUGAGGGACGAAUCCUUGAUAAAACUAACUUAUGCGAAAACCUUGCCGUUAACGAGUGGGCUAACUUUUCACUGGCUUUUCGUUCAAACUUGUCUUUCUGUCCAUCGAAAAGAUUGUUUAACAUGACAAUAUACCCCGAGGGCCUGGAUGAUCGAGUGGAGAUAGAGGUGGAACACGAGUGUCAAUGUGACUGUCAGCGGGAGCCAGAGGCGAAACCAAACAGUACGAACUGUAACCAGAGAGGGACCUAUGAGUGUGGGGUGUGUCACUGUAAUGAGGGGUGGUCAGGUGACAGCUGUCUGUGUGAUCAGAGGGGGACGGACACGGAAGCAUGUGGGACAGAGGCGGGAAUAUGCAGUAACGCUGGAAUCUGCACGUGCAGGAGAUGUGUUUGUUUUGAGGGAUAUAGUGGGGACAGAUGUGAAUGUAACAAUCAUAUUUGUCCAACCCACAAUCGUAGCUUAUGUGGCGGUCAUGAGCGAGGAAAAUGUUCCUGCGGAAAAUGUGCAUGCACCGCCGGGUAUUCGGGAGUUAUGUGUGAAUGUCCUAAAUCUGUAGAAACAUGCAGAAGUCAAAAUGGAACGAUCUGUUCUGACCGUGGAGUGUGUGAGUGUGGGAAGUGUCGCUGUGACGAAGGGUUCCGGGGAACGAUGUGUGAAGAAUGUCAUGCCUGUCCAGGAUCGUGUGAGGCAAACUAUAACUGCAUAGAAUGUGUUAGUUUUAAACAGGGUAUUUAUAAUGAUACAAUGUGUAAGGACAGAUGCCACAACAUUAACACUGUUCCUCUGCUGUAUUACGAGGAUACUAAUCUGACUGAAGACUACAAGCAUUGUAUUCUUCAGGAUAGUUUCGGUUGUAUAAUCCACUUUAACGUUUAUAAUGCAAGCAACAAUCAAACUAUUCAAGUAAAGGCCAUGAAACGAUGUCCUUCAAGGCCUAUUGAUGCAAUCCUAAUCGGGCUGAGUAUAUCUGGAGCAGUUUUGUUGGCUGGAUUUGUCCUCGUUAUUAUAUGGAAGAUACUUACUUUACUUUAUGACAACGCUGAAUAUACAGAACUUGAGUCUGAAAUGAAGAACCCAAUAUGGGAAAGGUGUGAAGAUCUUGUCUACAUGGAGGGCAGCAGUAUUACGUUGAGACAAAACAAAAGACAUGACUAUAGCAAACUAUUUUCCGUCGAAAAUCAAAUAAAUUACGAGGAAAUCGACCAGACUCGAAUCGACCUAUAUUUGGACGCAAUAACACCAGAGUACAAUGAAAUUGGAAUGAUCAGACGUUCAAGUAAUAGUGAUCAUCUUUUACACAAAACAACUGAAUCUGUUUGCUCUGCUGAUGAAAAUCAAAUCGACCUACAUAUUGACGCAAGAUCAUCAGAGUACUAUGAAAUUGGAAUGAUAAGGAGUUCCAGCAACUUGGAUCAGCUCUUAUAUAAAACAAUUAAAUCUGUCCACUUUGCUGAUAAAAAUCAAGACAGCAACGACCAAAGCUCGUGUUAGUAGUAAAGUAAGAUGUUUACUUUACUCAGCUGUAACCAAUUUGAUCAAAAGCUUUAUCGUGUCAUUGCUAAUCUAAACACUUGUUGAAGGUUUGUUGACCGUGAUGCAAUAUUUGUUGACUAAAAUGUCAAUGUUACAUGUAUCAAUUUUUUUGCAUAAUACAAAUACAUGGAUAUAUAUAACUCAGACUUUUCGCUCAUGAUAGUGCGCACGCACACGCAAAUAAAACAAACUCACCUAUACACAUUGUCAAGACACUCACCUUUACAAAAUGCUUAUUGUGCGAAUAUAACAUUCUUUAAUUGCAAUCGUAAAGUAUGACUGUUUUGUACUUAAAAAAUAUUUGUUGAUAUUGUUUGUGUCAAAAUUUGUUUUUUUAUGUUUCAGUUUUGUUUUGAACUGAUUUCAUGCGCUUUAUUUAAUUAUUAAUUAAUUAAUAAUCCAACAACUAGUAAACUGGAAUUGAAAAUUUUGUUUAAAGUAAUUUGGUUUAGCAUCUGUUUAACGUCUGAGACUCACAAUUCUUAGCGGGGGUUAUAACGCUAGGCUAUGUGAAACAACAAUAUAUCACUAAAUAAAUAUAAAAAAUUGGUGGUAAAGUAUGUCGCCUACAUUUCAAUACGAUGCAGACUGGUCAUCAUGCAUUAUGCCUUUUUUGAAAUUUCAUUUCAUUAUUCUA